Messenger RNA from Danaus chrysippus (African queen), 5517 nucleotides. The record is from the annotation of a GenBank genome assembly. NCBI's taxonomy places the organism in Eukaryota, Metazoa, Arthropoda, Insecta, Lepidoptera, Nymphalidae.
AUGGGAUUGCGGGUAAGACGAGGCUUAUACGUCACCAUCAUACUCAUAUCCUAUGGAAUAGCUGAUGUUGACUUGAGUUUGCCAGUAGAUUUAGCAGUCGAAGAGAAAGCGCCACAACAAACUACCCUCCCUGCGACAUCUACGUCACCUCUCCCUACCACCAUUAAUGUGUCAACAUCUACAUACGCCACAAUCAUUCCUCCUAUCCCACCCAGUGAUCGAGAUAGAUUCCUCACCUUCGCAGAAUCAGGUCACCACCAGACUUUUAUGUUUGCCAAGGACAAUACCUAUAUACAGCUCGACGGAGAUAUUAUCCAACGAUUUCAGUUAAGAUUGUGUAGAGAAAUAUCGUUUAAAUUUAGAACAAGACUUCCCCACGGACUUUUAGUUUAUCACAAUGUUAAAAAUCCUGUAUUCAAAAUGCAGCCAUACGCAUUAUAUGUUAUUGUUGAAAAAGGCGAACUUAAAGUUGUACAUGUAUUUGGUAAGCACUUAACCUCAGUGACAGUUGGCAGAGCUUUGAACAGAGAUCAGUGGCAUAGCGUGGUUGUUACCAUAGAUGUGCAUGGAGCAAGACUUAUAGCCAAAGUAGACAAUUUGAAAGAAGAGGUUUAUCUAAAGGGACUAAGUUUCGAUACUAAUUAUGGAAUAACAGAUAAUUUAACUUCAGUUAUACUUAUUGGAGGUUUAAGUUCUGAAGAAAAAUUACAUGGAGUUAAAUAUAUUAUUGAAUCUUUCGUUGGUUGCAUCAGCGAUAUGGUUCUUAGUUCCGGUAAGGCUGCCUCCGAUCUUCUACCUAUAGUACCGUUGAUCGCAACAAAACACGAAAACGUUAAAGAAGGUUGCAUAGAUAAAUGUAAGACCAUGGAAAACCUUUGCUUCGAAGGUUCUAGAUGUAUCAAUGAAUACAAUGGAUAUAGAUGCGACUGUUUUGGUACUUUAUACGAGGAACACCUAUGUGAUGUGUAUACGGCGACAAUAUUAACACUGCGAGGGUCGAGCUACGUAUCCUACCGAGUCUAUGAUUGGAAGGAUCGAGUACAUUCUACAAACACAAGAGUCAGCUUGCAUUUUAAGACACGUUUCGACGAUUCCGCUCUUUUUUAUGCAAGCGGUCAAAUAGAUGACAAACACCAUUAUAUAGCGCUGUCGAUACACCAGGAAAAAGUCGGGAUACAAAUAGAUUUAGGCGACGGUCCGGUAGAGGAUUAUUUAGGAGUGAGAGUAAAUAAUAAUAUGUGGCACAAUAUAACUGUUAUAUUGCAAGAAAAAACAGUUCACGUAUACCUCGACAAUAUAAGCGCAAUAUACGAAGUACCGGGCGACGCUAGAUUUGUUUGCAUCGACCCAGAAAUAUACAUUUGUGGCGGUCCAGAUUUACACAAAAUGAAAGGUCUGAAAUCGUUCAACAAUUUCGCUGGUAAUCUCAAGUACGUUUAUUACAAUGAUGUAUCGAUUUUGUAUGAGUUGAAGCAGAAUAACCCAAAGGUUCAUUAUAUUGGUGUAUUGGAUCCCGAAUUCGAAGAUAUUGAUAUAGAGUUAAUACCUAUAACAUAUCCUUUCGCCACAUCGCACAUAUGGUGGCCUUUGAAUCAGAGUAAUAGUAUAAAUCUGGUUUUCGAUUUUAAAACUAGCAAGAAUAUGGCUGUACUAGCUUACAGUCAGAUAACUUCGGGACAAGGUUAUUUCGAGGUGAGAAUGGUCAAAGAAGAAAUUCGGUUCGAACUAGUGCCGGAUGUUGGUAAAAAUGUAACAGUACUGAAAUCUGUUAAAUUUAACGUAAGCAACGACUGGCAUAAUGUGGAAUUGGAUUAUAGAAAAGGCAGAAUUAAAUUGACUGUGGACUAUCACAACAAACACGCUCAGAUGUUCGGUUUAGAUUUUCAAUUACAAGAUAAGAUUGUAAUAGGUAGUGGACUGAAAUCAGCGAAUUUAGGUCUUAUAGGAUGUAUGAGGAACAUCAAAAUCAACGGUCUACAAAUUGAACCACGAUACGUUAUAAAUACGGAGCGCGUGGUGGGUGAAGUGGCUAUAGAUGACUGCCGCUACGUGGACCCUUGUACCAGACCGAACACUUGUGAGCAUGGCGGUAUAUGCUCUAUACGAGAGGAUAGGGUCAUAUGCAAUUGUGAUAACACUGGCUACAUUGGUGAGAACUGCCAUUUCGCUACCUUCAGGAAGACAUGUGAAGAGUUAGCCCUUCUGGGUUAUACACGUAAUGACGUGUACUUGAUAGAUAUAGAUGGUAAUGGAAAAUUUCCACCAGCUCACGUGAAGUGCGAAUUCCAGAUUGAAGCGGAUUCAUCCACUACUGUGGUUGAACAUAAUUUACCAAGCCAAGUGGAUGUAAGAUCUGCUCUGGGGCAAGACUUCAGCUUUCAUAUAAAAUACAGAGAGUUCACAGCAGAAAUGCUGCAAGAAUUAAUUUCACACUCGUUGUUCUGCCGUCAAUAUAUUAAAUACGAUUGUAACAUGGCACCUCUGGAACUACAUAGUGCUACAUGGUUUAUAUCAUCCUCGAAUGAUACCGUCGAUUACAUUGGAAACGUUAAAAAGGGUUAUUGUCCUUGUGGAGUUAACGCAACUUGUGUUAAUCCAACAAAAUCUUGCAAUUGUGACGCGAACGAAAACAAAUGGCACUCUGAUGAAGGAACACUCGUUGAUCCCAAAAGCUUAGGCAUUACGGAGAUGUUCUUUCUACAACAAAAGGAUUUGACUGAAGAAGCGCAAGGCAGGAUUACGUUAGGUCCCUUAGAAUGCGUUGAAACAAAUACUCAGCGUUAUGUUGUAACGUUUACAACAUCGCAAUCCUACAUAGAGGUACCCGGAUGGCGAAAGGGGGAUAUAGCUUUUAGUUUUAGGACGACGGGUACAAGUGCGAUUCUGUUAUUCCAGCCGCCUAUAAGACCGAAUUAUCCAUCGUUCAUGGUCGCUUUAACAAGUGAACACGAACUAACUUUCAACUUCACCCUCAAUACUGGAACAACACGGAAGUUGGUCAUCAACUCAAAGAGAAAACUCAAUGGAGGGGAAUGGCAUAAAAUCUGGAUCGACUACAACUUCUACCACGUGAGGUUCAUGCUCAACACUGAGUACCAGAUGCUUAAUCUCUUAUUGGAGGAGGAGUUUGGACCGUUUGAAGGGUCUAUGUUCAUUGGAGGGGCAACUGCAGAACAUUUAAAGAAAUCAGCUGUAAACCAAGGUCUCAUUGGAUGCUUUCGGGGCUUGGUUGUGAAUGGUGAAAUACUUGAUAUAUAUAGUUAUAUGUCUGUACAUUUGUCUGAAAUCAUUAAAGACUGCAAGCCAUCCUGCGUCCCUAAUCCUUGUCAGAACAGAGCCACUUGUAAAGAACUUUGGUCGACUUACGAAUGUAUCUGCAAGAACCCGUGGGCUCACUUGGGUGAACAUUGUGAAGAAAAUAUUAAUGAAAAAGCAUUGACUUUCCAAACUAAGGAGUCGUAUUUGAAAAAAAACUAUCUGGUCGAUAACACGACAGACGCAGAAAAAGCAAGAUUAAAAAAGAUGAUGAUAGAAAACGUCCUAAUGAAUCUGAGAACUUACGACGACAAUGCCCUAGUACUGUACGCUAAUGACAAUCUCAAUAAUUUCAUACAUCUCUUCAUACACAAUGGAACGGAAAUAAUAUAUCUGUUUAAUAAUGAAGAUGAAAUCGUUAAAAUGAAUGUUACUUACGAGAAAAUUAACAAAGGGGAAAGUGUUCAGAUCGCAAUCAUAAGGACGGAGAACUCGACCACUUUGCAUGUUAACGAUAAGAAUACAACUAUAAAUAAAGUUGCUAAACUUCUGUCUAAUUACACGAACAAACCGUGGAAGAAUCCAGAAUUGGAGGUAAUUCGACCUCAACGACCUCCAGCGCCACCCACAGACUAUUUCCAAAUGAACCUGGGUGGAUAUGACCAAUACUCGCUCCAUCUAGCGUCACAAGCAGAAAACUUCCCACAAGGGGGCUACGUUGGCUGCGUAAGGGGAUUUAAGAUAGCCGAUCAUGUAGUAGAUCUAUCUAAAAAGGCGCAGCAAAAUAUUGAUCAAGAUUUAACAGGUGUACUCCCUGAAUGUAAUAUGAAAUGUGACUCCGAGCCAUGUAAAAAUGGCGGUAUUUGUACCGAAGACUUCACAAACCAAGAGAGCAGCUGUGAUUGUGAACUAACAAGUUAUUUUGGAGAAUACUGUAUGGAAGAAAAAGGAGCAGAUUUUAAUGGCGAGAGCAUUUUACAAAGGAAAUUUGUUCUAUCUGGUCCUAUUUUUGAGGUUAAAAUAAAGUUGGCAUUCUCCAGUAACGACCUUCGACAAAAGAACACAGUUUUAUUGCUUGUGCAAACAGAAAACAAGCGCAGCUAUUAUCUUCUGGUAGCCAUAACGCAAGACGGUUACUUAAAAUUCGAAGAAGAUCGCGAAGAUUCUGCGUAUGGAGUAGAAUUUAAGAACAGAAACUUUUUAAAUGGCGCCCGGCACACAGUAUAUUAUACAAGGUCAGGUGACGAAGCGAAACUCUUAAUAGACAGAAUCGAAGUGCCUUUGGAGAAGUUACCUCCACAAGAUCUUUGGAAGGUGUUUGACGUUGGAUUUAAUGAGGUGCAAAUAGGAGGACUCAAUACAACUGAUCCACGUCUUAAAAUAUACAAGGGUUACAAUGGAUGUCUUUCUAAUAUUUUUGUGGAAAUAAACGAGCACGUUAUGAAACCUCUUGAAGAGUAUAUGCUUUUCACGCGUUCCGACUCGGAAAAGGUGAACGCAGUUAACGCUCAGGGUGUGAGGAGCGCGCAAUGCUCCGCGGACUUUGAUGAAGCGUGGCCUGAACACGAUCAGCUCGGCGCUACACAUAACGGCAGCUUUCUCAUCAGUGUAGACAAGACUUGGGUAGAGGAUCCACCAUCCCGCCUGCCCUACGAUUCUCUCCACCAACAACCCGACACUGAGGAAGAAAAUACAGACAAGUUCUUUAUAGCGCUAAUAGUAAUAUUCUUAUUGGGACUCUGUUACACAGCGUCGCACAUGUGGCGUACACACAAAGCCUAUAAAUUACGUCAGGAAAAAGAAACUGAUGAAAAUAUAAUGCGUAGUAAAGAAAAAGCUACAAAACUUCAGGAUCCUCAGGCAUCAUUUUUACCGCUAAAAGAAAUAGAAAAUGGCGACAAAAAAGCAAAUGGAGUAGUGAUAGACUUAGUUCCUACAAUCAUUGUGGAAGUGAAUGAAGAAAAACCUCCAAGCAGGAGAGGUUCACUUCGUUUCCGAGAUAUGGUAGACAAAGAUAUAGCUUGGCAACCUCUUGAAGAAAAGGAUGAAAUUUUAGAAAACGAAGAAGAAGAAGACGAAGCAGAAAAACAAGAACAAAAUACUUCAGAAGAAAGUGAAGAAAAUAAUACAGAUAACGACGAUGACAUUUCGGAUCAAUUUAAAAAUGAACCAAUCGACGCCGUCAACGUAGUGAGGAAAUUGUCAACACUGUCAAAUAAAAUAAGCGAAGAAAAUUCUAUAGAGUUAACUUCAAGUGCAUAA